Molecule: messenger RNA, 769 nt
Organism: Guillardia theta CCMP2712
Lineage: Eukaryota; Cryptophyceae; Pyrenomonadales; Geminigeraceae
Exons: 10
Source: RefSeq, a predicted model, not a curated record
AAGAAAGCAGAAACUUUCUGCGAGGCUACUUGACCGAAAUGUUGGCCACCUUUCCAGGCUCGGCCAAUAUCGACGGCAAGGCCACGAGUCAUCAGGAUCUUUUGAGACUGAUGCAAGCAAACAAUGGUGCGACGAUGCAGGGCAACGCGAUGCUACAGAGCGGAGGACAGCAGCUGAACAUGCUGGGCCAGAAUUCUCAGCCGCUACCGAGUUUCGUGAAGGACUUUGACUUCUGGAGCGAGACGGAGCACAUGAAGUUCUUGGCGGCGAUGAAGUCUGGGUUCAAGCUUGAGCUUGCAACCGUUGCUCUGCUCAUUGGCACUCGAACAUCUAGUCAAGUCGAUAGCCAUUACAAGCUCUACAUGAUCGCUCGGCAGAAGUGUCUGCUCGGGAGCGUGGAGGGCAAGCAGGAGAAGGAGCUGUCUCUUGCUGAGAUGUACAAUGCGGUCGGGAUCUAUAACCUCUGGAUUCAACACCAGAUGCAAAGGCAGACCAUCGACCUUACAAGUAGUAGCAACAUGAACAGCAACAACAUGAACAAUAUGAGCAGCAGCAUGGGCAGCAGCAACAGCAUGGGCGGCGGCAGCAACAGCAGCAGCAGCAACAACAGAUCAAACUUGUUGUACAAUAGCAUCGCAGGGGGAAAUGUAAAUCUUUCCGGUUUGCAGACAAUUGGAAGCGUCUCGAACAUGCAACAGAUCGGAGGAGGGAGCAACUCCAUCAACCUCCUUGUCAACGAGCAGCUUGAGCAUCUAAAGAAGCUCUCCUC